Leptinotarsa decemlineata (Colorado potato beetle) is the source of this 1008-nucleotide messenger RNA. RefSeq names its product ankyrin repeat domain-containing protein 49. The record is from RefSeq and is a predicted model, not a curated record. Gene Ontology annotation, molecular function: protein binding. NCBI's taxonomy places the organism in Eukaryota, Metazoa, Arthropoda, Insecta, Coleoptera, Chrysomelidae.
CGAAUUCCGAAUCUUGAAUCCUGUGCCUAAAUGAAGUGAUAGAAACACACAAUUUCAGGUUAAGGAGUAUUGAUUCUUUAAAUUUGAAUUUUGAAAUGAAGACAAAGUAAUAUUCAGACAAGUUGGACUUAAACUGAGAAAGUGUCCUACUUUGUCUACCAAAUAAAUAUAUGAAACGGGAAAAUGAGUGACGAACGAUUUUUAGUUAGUGGUUUUGAGGAUGAUCUUCAAGAUAUUGAUGAAUCGAGAAAUCCAACAGAUAAAUUAGAACAUCAAAUCUUGGAAGCCUGUGAAAAUGGAAACCUUGAGACUGUGAAACAUUUGAUCGAAACUCAUCCGAAUCUUAUAAACGCAACUGACAAAGACAAAUACACUCCCUUACAUAGAGCAUGCUAUAGUAAUCAUAUUGAUAUUGUCAAAUAUUUGAUUCAAAAAGGAGCAAAUGUUGCGGCAAAAACUGAGUUGAAAUGGGAACCUUUACAUUCAUGCUGCCAGUGGAAUAAUAAAGAAUGUGCCGCUGUUUUGCUUCAGAAUGGGGCAGAUGUGAAUGCUGAAUCUGAGGGAAAACAAACGCCUCUACACAUUGCUGCAUCCCAUGGUACUUCUUAUGACACUGUUCAACUUCUCCUAAUGCAUCCAUUCAUUGAUCCCAGUAUAAAGAAUAAUAAUGGAGAAACAGCUGCAGAUAUUGCUAAAAGAAGUUCGAGGUAUUAUAAUAUUUUCGAGAUGGUAGAUCCUCUUAUUGAUGUUAACGAUUUUGGGUUUCUGAAAUGAUGUCCAUAAAAAUUAUUGGAAAAAUCAAUAGAAUAUUGGAGGGCAGAUUGAAUAAUUGCAUAAUGACGAAAAUUGUGAAAAUUAUAUGACAUAUUCUAUUUGCAUUGAGCACUAAGCAGUCCAGCUGUUACCGUUUUCUGUUUUGAGACUUUGAAGAAAUUAAAGUUUGAUAGAGUUUCUGAAAUGAGUAUUUUUUUGUGAAAUAUAGAGUAAAUGUAAUAGUAAAUAAUUUCA